Molecule: messenger RNA, 4447 nt
Organism: Rhea pennata
Lineage: Eukaryota; Metazoa; Chordata; Aves; Rheiformes; Rheidae
Gene: PTBP2
Product: polypyrimidine tract binding protein 2
Exons: 15
Coding region: 142-1770 (542 amino acids)
Biological process (GO): regulation of RNA splicing; mRNA processing
Cellular component (GO): nucleus
Molecular function (GO): mRNA binding
Source: RefSeq, a predicted model, not a curated record
CCGGCACGGGGAGCGGAAUCCGGCGCUCGGCAACCUUCGGCGGUUUCCGUGCGGGCCCCGCCGCCAUUUUCUCGCAGCCUCCCUGCGCUCGCUGCCGCGCGGCUCCCCGUCCUGCCUGCCCGCGCUUUGUCCUGCUCGGCGAUGGACGGCAUUGUCACUGAUGUUGCAGUUGGUGUGAAGAGAGGAUCUGACGAACUUCUUUCAGGCAGUGUACUCAAUAGCCCGAACUCUAACAUGAGCAGCAUGGUAGUUACUGCCAAUGGUAAUGACAACAAGAAAUUCAAAGGUGAUGAUAAAAUGGAUGGGGCUCCUUCUCGUGUGCUUCAUAUCAGGAAAUUGCCUGGGGAAGUGACAGAAACGGAAGUUAUUGCGUUAGGUUUACCUUUUGGCAAGGUAACCAACAUCCUGAUGCUGAAAGGAAAAAAUCAGGCUUUUUUGGAACUGGCAACAGAAGAAGCAGCUAUCACUAUGGUUAAUUACUAUUCUGCUGUGACACCUCAUCUUCGUAACCAACCUAUCUAUAUUCAAUAUUCUAACCAUAAAGAACUAAAGACUGAUAAUACGCUAAACCAGUAUGAGGAGUAUCAUCGGGCUCAAGCUGUUCUUCAGGCAGUGACAGCAGUACAGACAACAAAUGCUCCCAUAAGUGGGACCACAGUUAGUGAGAGUGCAGUGACUCCAGCUCAGAGUCCAGUACUUAGAAUAAUUAUUGACAACAUGUAUUAUCCUGUAACUCUGGAUGUUCUUCACCAGAUAUUUUCUAAGUUUGGUGCUGUGUUGAAGAUAAUCACAUUCACAAAGAAUAACCAGUUUCAAGCUUUACUGCAGUAUGGUGAUCCAGUAAAUGCACAGCAAGCAAAACUAGCCUUAGAUGGUCAAAAUAUUUAUAACGCUUGCUGUACCCUCCGGAUUGAUUUUUCCAAAUUGGUGAAUUUAAAUGUUAAAUACAACAAUGAUAAAAGCAGGGAUUACACUCGUCCUGAUCUUCCAUCUGGUGAUGGACAGCCAGCACUGGACCCAGCUAUUGCUGCAGCAUUUGCAAAGGAGACUUCACUUCUAGGGCUUCCUGUUGCAGCUGUUCCAGGAGCGCUGAGUCCUUUGGCUAUUCCAAAUGCUGCUGCUGCAGCUGCUGCUGCUGCUGCUGGCCGUGUGGGAAUGCCUGGAGUCUCAACUGGUGGCAAUACAGUCCUCCUGGUUAGCAAUUUAAAUGAAGAGAUGGUUACGCCCCAAAGUCUGUUUACCCUCUUCGGUGUUUAUGGUGAUGUGCAGCGUGUGAAGAUUUUAUACAAUAAGAAAGACAGUGCUCUCAUACAGAUGGCUGAUGGAAACCAGUCACAACUGGCCAUGAGCCAUCUUAAUGGACAAAAAAUGUAUGGAAAGAUUAUUCGGGUUACCCUUUCCAAACAUCAGACAGUACAACUACCUCGAGAGGGACUUGAUGACCAAGGGCUCACUAAAGAUUUUGGUAAUUCACCUUUGCAUCGCUUCAAGAAACCUGGUUCAAAAAACUUUCAGAAUAUAUUCCCUCCAUCUGCAACGCUCCAUCUGUCUAAUAUUCCACCGUCAGUAGCAGAAGAGGAUCUGCGCACAUUGUUUGCUAACACUGGUGGCACUGUAAAAGCUUUUAAAUUUUUUCAAAGAGAUCACAAGAUGGCACUUCUUCAGAUGUCAACAGUGGAAGAAGCUAUUCAGGCAUUGAUUGAUCUUCACAAUUACAAUCUCGGAGAAAAUCACCAUCUGAGAGUAUCUUUCUCUAAAUCAACAAUUUAAAAAGGCAGAUCGAAAAUGAGGGUGUAUUGCGUUGUUCAGUAUUGUCACCUAUUGACUGUUCUGGAAAGUGGGGACCAGAGUUUGUCUUAUGUUUUGUUUUGGGGUUUUUUCAUGCUGUUAUCAUUCCUUGGUUGUUUAAGAAAAAAAAAAACAAAAAACACAAAAAAAACUUAAAAGCAGUGAUACUAACUGCUGUUAUUCAGCUGUUAUUUAGAUAAAUGAUCACUUUGUCUAAAAAGAUUUCAAGCUAAUCCCACAGUUUUUCAACUUAGUCGACAUACGUGCCUUAAAAAGGAAAACUAGUAUUGCCAGAAUCGCAUAACUAGUAGAACAAAUUUGGUUGUCUGGGGCACUUGUUACACGAUAAUUUAAAUAUGUUUAGACAGGGGUGUGUAAAAAGGUUAAGCUUUUGUUUCUCCUGCUUGGAAUCAAUUUCUUUAUCUGCUGGUUUGUCACUUUUUUUUUUUUAAUUGGGUAAGAUGCUGAAAGAGUAAAACAAUGUAUUUCUGCUACUUUUUUUGCCUUUUGUAUUUCAUGGUUCUGGUCUAGAUUGUCUAGAUUCAGUUAUGAAUGUAGGCAUUAGUUAAAAUUAACAAGACAGAAUAUUAAUUUCUUAAAGGACAAAAAGUGAAUUCUGUGACUUUUGAGCCCUACGUGAAAAGCAUUGUGGAAUCUUAACCUUUUUGUACACACUCUUGUGGGAUGUACCAUAUAAAUGUCAGCACUAAGUAAUGUCUUGUUUGUGGCUGAAUAUUUUUCGUAGAUGUUUUUGAAGUUGACAUGACUUAUGUGCAUUUAAAUAUAUAUUACCAUCUUUAGUUUGUAAUUAAGAUAUGGAAUAUGGUUGUGGAUUUCUGAGCAUGUACAGACUGGUCGAGCUAGUUCAGGAACUGGUGCAUGUAUUUUUCAAUGAGGAAGAAAGUUUGCUGCGAACAUUUGCAGGAAAUUUUGUGGCAGUUUACUAAAACUGACAACCAGGUGGGACCAAAGUUUAUGUGCCUUUAGUCUUAAUUUACCUUGCAUUGUAAUAUUCAGUUUUAAUAAAUCUCUUCAAAAUAUUUUGUAUUUAGAAAUUGAUCUGACUUUACUAUAAACAUUGCUCAGAAUCUACAGAUCAAAUUAAUUUUGAAAACAGUUCUCUGUCAGUCUGAACUGUUACCUUGAUUCUGUUUAAAUGACCAAUACUUUUUGAAAUUGAUGUACUUAAGUUUCAAGAUUCAUAGAUUCUGUUACCUAUGUAGAAAAAAAGGUCAUGUAUAUUUUCUAUUAGUUGAGUUUUUACAUCUUUAGAAAUGUAAAAUUCAGUAUAGUUUGAAAGUGGCACAAUUAAAAAUUAAUUUUCUAACAAGUUGGGAGGUUUGACGGUCGUUUAAUUUCAUCUUAUGUGUACUCUGCUUACCUCUGUAGCAUGCUCAAUAAACACUUCUGUAGCUCUGUAUUCACCCUUUCUGUCUUUCUCUGCUGCUUUCUCUCUCUUCUCUUCUUUGUUUUUCACUUCUACUAUGCUUCUAAAUUCAUGUUUAUCCUCUGCCAGGGUGGGAAAGGCAUAAUAUUAGUAACUAUAAUUUUAUGGCUUUUUACCAUAAAUCUGGUGCUGUGAAUAUCAGCUUUUUAUUUUUAGAAAGAUAGUAAUGGUUUUGCAGGCAUAUGUGCAUAUUAAACAUUUCCCACCCUGUUACAGCACUACUGCGUUAAAUACAUAACUUUUACUGUAGUUUGUUAGCUUUCUCUUUCUAUCUUUUAGUUUUUAAGCAGAUUUAUGCACUAAUAGAUCUUAGGUUUGCCAUGCUCUCUUGCUGCAGUUUCAUCUUUCAUUUUUUUUUUUGUCUGUUAAAGGUUUUCUACUAACCAUACAGUGUACUUAUGGUUAAAGUAACAAAGUUGUUAACAUUGGACUAGCGGGCCAUACGUAUUCUAGACCAGGAUCUUUCACAUUUUCAGACAUGUCCAAAGGAAUGUAAAAAGAAUUUUGGCACUUUAAAGUGUUUCUGCACACUAUUUUGAGCUGAUUGUGGAUGUUUUUUCUCCAUUAUAAAUAGGAUUAAAAUUUCUACACAGUCCCGUUUUAAGAGCAAAUAUAUGAUCCUGCAUUACAUUUGCAGCUCAAUAGCUUUUACCAUUUAAAGCAUUUUUCUGUCACUUCUCCAAUGCAGCUACUGGAGAUUUAUUGAUGUCAGAUUACUUUGUGACCUGGUGUCUGUUCUUUGGGUUGGCUUUCAAAUCAAUAAAUAGCUGUCAGCUAUUUAAAGGUCACAGCAUAACCUAGGGGGCUUGCUUUAGUCGUCACUACGCCAAAUAAAAUGCAUUAAGCAGUUACUUGCUGUAUCAGAAAUACACCAAAUAUAUGACUUAAAAGCUUUACUUCAGAUAGAAACUUUACUUCAGAUAUCAGUUAUCCCCCCCGUCUGAAAUACUACAAAAAUUAUUGUAAUCCAUUUAUGAAACUUUGUGAAUCCAUGUCCUCUCACAAGACUCAGACACCCAAAGGCAUUGAGGUGCUUGUCUCCCGGUUGACUUGAACAGCAGUUCAGGAUCUUACUAGGUUGGUCUAAGUUUCUCAUCUGUGAUGGUUUGUCCUAUAUUUUUAAAAGUAAAAAUGUAUCAUAUUUAAGUGCGUGUCAAAAUGUGCUUGCAUGUUUCAAACUGAACUGUGAAUUGAAAGUUACAACUCCACAAA